CGAAAUAAAAAAAAUUCCUUGAUCCAAAAGUAUUGAGGUUACGACUUCGCGGUGAAAAUAUUUUAUUAAAUAUUUUAGUAUCAUAACAAUAGAUGUUUCAAAUUUUACUGAUGCACGUUUAUCAGAAUUGAUUCUUUUGAAAUAUUUUUGCCCUUUGAAAUUGAAGGAUUGAAUUCUCAAAACAAUCUUCAUACGAAAUUUCGUAAGAAUAAAUCAUUCUGAAACGUUGAGAAACGUUCUGAACGUCUAAAAUGACAUACCAUUUCAUAUAUAGAAAAUUUAAUUGACUGACCCUGUAUUUAAUGAGGUUUCUGAAUCAUCGAAUGAACAGAUAUUUCUACGAUAAUUCUUCAGACUUUACUCGGAACGCAGCGCAGUCAUACAUCGAAGCUGUUCGCAUCGACUCUUUAUAAGAGGAUGUCCUUGUCAAUUUCUACUUCAUUGUCAAAGUAGAUAUCUGUGGUUGCUCGUGAUUUCCGGGGAUUCCCCUUUUCAUAUUAUUCUGUGAUAUAUAAAGUGAAGAGUGAGGUAUUUGCAGAAAAACUGCCGAGUAAUAAUCAUGUUGAAACUUGAAGACUAUAUAAGUGAAAGAAACAGAAUUCUGAAGAAGGAACAAAACCUCUUUCUGGGGUCAACAUUAGAACUAAAUGAGAAAGAAAGUAAGUUGGAUUCGCACAUUAUCCAGCUCAAGUGCGAUGAACUCGAUGUAUCAUAUCAGAAUAGUGAAGAUUUCAUUCCGAGAAGACAUUUUUUCAAGUGCAAGAAUGAGAUUGAAAACUCGAAGAUUUUUAAAAUUUUGAGGGAUCUACCCAAAGGAAAUUCACUUCAUACCCAUUUACUAGCAUCUGUAUCUAUUGAUUUUAUUAUUAAGAAUAUUACGUACCGAGAUAAUGCUUAUGGAAAAGUUAUUAACAGUGUGUUCAAAAUCAAAUUUUUGAAGCGAGAAGAUGCAGAAAAAGAUGGAUGGGUAUCUCUGAAAGAAAUGAGAAGUAAACAACUAAACUUCGACGAUUGGCUUGAGAAACAACUUAGCUUAAUAGUUGACUGUCCUCAAGAUUCUUACCCAUCCCUAGAAUCUGUGUGGAAAAAAUUCAAAGGAACAUUUUCAGCUGUGUAUGACAUGCUUUGCUAUAAACCAGCAUUCGAAGAAUAUUAUUAUCAAUCACUCAAAGAGCUUUUCGAAGAUAAUAUAAUGUAUGGUGAAUUUAGAGCUACUCCAAUGCCACUUUAUGACUUAGAAGGAACCCAUUACAAGACUGAAGACUUUUUUGAAUCCAUGUUAAAGGUAGAGAAGAAGUUUAAAAAAGAUCACAAAGAUUUUAUAGGAGCUCGCUACAUACACUCCGUAUAUAGAAGAAUAUCUUCCGACGAUCUCAAAAAAGAUUUAGAAGAAAUUAUCCUGAUGAAAGCUAAAUUUCCGAAACUAAUUGUUGGAUUAGACUUUGUGGGAUUUGAAGACGAAGGUUAUAGCUUGUUGAAUUUCUACAAUGAUUUGGUCAGUGUUAGAGAAAAGUUGGAUUUCUUCUUCCACGCCGGUGAAACCAAUUGGUUCGGUCAUACUGACAGCAACUUGGUAGAUGCCAUCCUGAUGAAGUCCAGGAGAAUCGGUCAUGGUUUCGCCCUUUCUAGACAUCCUCAGCUCAUGAGUUUAGUGCGGGAACAGAACAUAGCCAUAGAGGUUUGUCCGAUUUCGAAUCAAGUUCUUCUUCUCAAUGAGGAUCCAAGGAAUCAUCCUGCUGUGCCUUUGCUAUCUCAAGGAUUUCCAGUGGUUAUUUGUAGUGAUGAUCCUGCAACUUGGGGGGCAUCUGGACUUAGUUACGAUUGGUAUGUCGCAUUUAUGGCAAUGACACCGAAGGAUUGUGGGUUGAAAGUAUUGAAGCAAUUUGCUUUGAAUUCGAUACAGUUCAGUGCACUUGAUGACGUUGAUAAAAAGGAGGCUAUGGAUGUAUGGACCAAGCGUUGGGAUGACUUUAUUUCGAAAAUGCUGAUCAACCUUUAGAUUUUUGUUUAUCAUACGAUUUGAAUAUUAGGUAGAUAUUACUUUUUUCCAUAUUUAGAUAAGAUUGUAUCCAAUUAAUAUGGAUUUCGAUAGAAUGAUAUCUGAUAGAAAAAAUUUAUACCUAAUUUCUUUAUCGAACCGAUGUAUGAUUAUUUCAUUCUUUUAUGAAAUAAAAACAAUUUUUUAAUCAAUAAACAGGAUCGAAGGUGUAAAUCUUUUA
Molecule: messenger RNA, 2219 nt
Organism: Harmonia axyridis
Lineage: Eukaryota; Metazoa; Arthropoda; Insecta; Coleoptera; Coccinellidae
Product: adenosine deaminase 2-like
Exons: 1
Coding region: 560-1999 (479 amino acids)
Biological process (GO): inosine biosynthetic process; adenosine catabolic process
Molecular function (GO): adenosine deaminase activity
Source: RefSeq, a predicted model, not a curated record